Sinocyclocheilus grahami is the source of this 2137-nucleotide messenger RNA. RefSeq names its product arf-GAP with SH3 domain, ANK repeat and PH domain-containing protein 2-like. Gene Ontology annotation, molecular function: protein binding; GTPase activator activity. Bases 275 to 1720 code for a protein of 481 amino acids. The transcript has 16 exons. Gene Ontology annotation, cellular component: cytoplasm. Gene Ontology annotation, biological process: positive regulation of GTPase activity. Lineage: Eukaryota; Metazoa; Chordata; Actinopteri; Cypriniformes; Cyprinidae. The record is from RefSeq and is a predicted model, not a curated record.
AUGGGUGGAAUCCAGAAGUGUUGAUCUGGUCAGUUGCGCGUGUGAUGGAGCUGUUCAACUCUCCUUUUCAAAGUCGAAUUAACUUCGCAUUCCCUCUUUUUCUUUUUGAUCGGUUUGGACUCCAUACGGAACUUUUUAAACGAAGUAUUUUAAGGAAUGACUGACACGAACUGAGUUUGAAACGGGUUUUGGGCGGACUUUUUUAAAAAGUACAACAUUUAACACAUUUUAUGUUUCUCGUCUUGGGUUUAGUCUUGAUUUAAAGGGAAUAAUCAUGCCUGAUCAACUGACAGUACCGGAGUUUAUGGACAUUACCAAUGAGGACUAUAAAGCACCAACAACAUCAGUGUUCUGUACGCGCAUGGCUCACUGUAGGAAUACAGUCGGCGCUUUGGAAGAGGCGUUGGAUUUGGACUGCAGUGUGCUGCACAAAAUAAAGAAGUCAGUCAAGGCUAUAAACAGCUCUGGUCUGACUCACGUAGAGAAUGAGGAGCAGUACAUCCAGGCACUGGAGAGGUUUACGGAUAACACUGUGUACAAAGAUGACCCUGAGAUGUCCGAUUACUUCCUCAGAUUUGCUGGUUUCACUAAGGAGCUCACUGGUCUCUUUAAGAACUUGCUGCAGAACAUGAAUAACAUCAUCACUUUCCCACUAGACAGUCUGCUAAAGGGAGACCUUAAAGGAGUUAAAGGGGAUCUGAAAAAGACUUUUGAUAAAGCAUGGAAGGAUUAUGAAACCAAACUGGGCAAGAUUGAGAAAGAAAAACGGGAACAUGCCAAGCAGCACGGUCUGAUCAGAACAGAGAUCAGCGGAGGAGAGAUUGCAGAAGAGAUGGAGAAAGAGAGACGCCUCUUUCAGCUUCAGAUGUGUGAAUAUCUCAUUAAGGUGAAUGAAAUUAAAGUCAAGAAGGGAGUUGAUCUGCUCCAAAACCUCAUCAAAUACUUUCAUGCCCAGUGCAAUUUCUUCCAGGAUGGGUUAAAAGUUGUGGACAACCUGAAACCUUUCAUGGAAAAACUCGCCACAGACUUAACUGCAAACAAGCAGACACAAGAUGCAGAAAGAAAACAGCUAAUGCAGCUGAGAGAUAUUCUCAAAUCUGCCCUACAGUCAGAGUGUAAGGAGGACCUCCAGUCAAAGCAGAAUGCAGGCUAUAGUCUUCACCAGCUGCAGGGCAAUAAAGCUCACGGCACGGAGCGCUCUGGGAUGCUCCUCAAACGCAGCGAAGGACUGAGGAAGGUUUGGCAGAAAAGGAAGUGCACUGUGAAAAAUGGAUUAUUGACUAUUUCUCAUGGAAUGGAACCAGGUGAGACAGCGCUACAUCUUGCAGUACGAAUGGUGGACCGGAACUCUCUCCAUAUUGUGGACUUCCUUGUACAGAACAGUGGUAAUUUAGACAAGCAGACUGCCAAAGGAAGCACAGCGCUGCACUACUGCUGCUUGACUGACAAUAGUGAAUGUAUGAAGCUGCUACUGCGGGGAAAAGCAUCUGCCUCCAUUAAUCCCAAACCCAGAACGGCCCCACCUAAACAGAGACCUAAGAGAGUAAAGGCCCUAUAUAACUGUCAGGCUGAUAACCCAGAUGAACUGACCUUCUCUGAAGGAGAGGUGAUAAUAGUGGAUGGAGAGGAGGACAAAGAGUGGUGGGUGGGCCACAUUGACGGGGAGCCGAACAGGAAGGGCGUUUUUCCUGUCUCGUUUGUUCACUUCAUCACUGACUGAUGUCAUACAUUGCUGUCUUACUAAGAUCACAGGCUUUUUGUGACAGAAACUUGAGACACUUGAGUAACUAGUCACCAUCCUUAUGGCUGGAUGGUGGCGUACGGGACAUUCACAAACAUAAGACCUCAGGAAACAGCUCACUUGAUCAAUUAUUCCGAUUCCAAGUGCAAUUACCUCUAACUUUAAUGCAGAAAUGAUGUAUGAACUGUGAUGAGUGCUAUGCUUUAUAUGGGGACCAUUUGUUUUUAUAAACUGUAAUAUUGUUGGAUCCUUACUCUCAUCUUUAUAGAGCUUUUUAUCUGUAUCAGUUGCAGAGCAACUCUUAUUUUGCAAGUGCAGUUAAAUGACAUGUAGCCUGCAUACAAGUAUGUUCUCCGAGUUCUGUUACCGAACAAGCCAUUAAACCUUUUAAUUCUG